UGGAUGUGGUGACUUGUGACACCGCCUUCAUUGCCUCCGUAGGAACCGUAUCCUACUCGUUUCUAUUUUAUCCCUACGGGUGAUCGGAAUCGGUGGUUGUUUAAUGCUACGAUUUCUACAGCGCAACAUGAAGCUGCUGUUUGCUGCUGCCCUGAUUGCAGGCUCACUGAUCUUUUUGCUUUUUCCCAGUGCUUCUGUGGCAGAUGAGAAGAAGAAGGGACCUAAAGUCACUGAUAAAGUAUAUUUUGAUAUCAUGAUUGGUGAUGAAGCUGCUGGACGUGUUGUAAUUGGGCUGUUUGGAAAGACUGUUCCAAAAACAGUUGAAAACUUUGUUGCUCUGGCAACUGGAGAGAAAGGUUUUGGCUAUAAGAGCAGCAAGUUCCACAGAGUAAUCAAAGACUUCAUGAUUCAGGGCGGUGAUUUUACACGAGGUGAUGGUACUGGAGGUAAAAGCAUUUAUGGAGAAAGAUUCGCAGAUGAGAACUUCAAAUUGAAGCACUAUGGCCCAGGUUGGCUCAGUAUGGCCAAUGCUGGCAAGGACACAAAUGGUUCCCAGUUCUUCGUCACUACUGUCAAAACACCAUGGCUGGAUGGCAAGCACGUUGUAUUUGGCAAAGUUCUAGAAGGAAUGGUGAGCAACACUUGCAGUCUUGUGAACAUUUCUAAAGAAAAACAGCUCUUGUGUUGAACAAACAAUGCAUUU
This is a messenger RNA of Protopterus annectens (West African lungfish), 703 nucleotides long. It is a transcript of the gene PPIB, whose product is annotated as peptidylprolyl isomerase B. Gene Ontology annotation, cellular component: intracellular membrane-bounded organelle. Gene Ontology annotation, biological process: protein folding; protein peptidyl-prolyl isomerization. The record is from RefSeq and is a predicted model, not a curated record. Gene Ontology annotation, molecular function: peptidyl-prolyl cis-trans isomerase activity. NCBI's taxonomy places the organism in Eukaryota, Metazoa, Chordata, Ceratodontiformes, Protopteridae. Bases 104 to 688 code for a protein of 194 amino acids. The transcript is spliced from 4 exons.